This is a messenger RNA of Scomber scombrus (Atlantic mackerel), 1313 nucleotides long. It is a transcript of the gene gpalpp1, whose product is annotated as GPALPP motifs containing 1. Lineage: Eukaryota; Metazoa; Chordata; Actinopteri; Scombriformes; Scombridae. The transcript is spliced from 7 exons. The record is from RefSeq and is a predicted model, not a curated record. Bases 87 to 1136 code for a protein of 349 amino acids.
UCUCGUUGUUUGAGGAUCCUGUGGUUUACAAAGAAGCUCCCUUACUUUUAACUAAUUACAGAGUUAAUAAGUAAUCAGGGACAAAUAUGUCGUCUCAUAACCUAAUCGGACCUGCCUUGCCCCCGAUGUUCAGAGAGGAGAGUGAUGAAGACUCUGAAAAUGAAAGCGGAUUCGCUGGCCCCGCUCUGCCCCCCGGUUAUAAACGGGGAGAACCGUCGAGCUCAUCGGAUGAAAGUGAGCAGGAGGUGUCGGUCAAAAGACCCAAGACAAGUCACACACCUGCAGAGGCAGAGACGACAAAGGUACCAGAAGAAGAAGAAGAUGAUGGUUUCUUUGGACCAGCUCUUCCACCAGGAUUUAAGAAAAAACAGAGUUCACCAGAAAGGCCACCUCUGCUGGGACCAGCUUUGCCUCCUGGGUUUCGCAGAGCAGCAUACGUUAACGAUGAUGAUGAUGAAAAUAAUGAUGAAGAUGGAGAGGGUUUCCCGGGCCCUGCACUACCCCCAGGCUAUCAGGCUGAACCCUCCAGCAGCGAGGGAGAGGAAGAGGAUGAAAUCGGACCCAUGCCGGCCAAAGGGCCCGUUCAAGACUCUGUGGCUCUGGACUUUGAGCGCAGGGCAAGAAUGAUGAAAGAGAAACUGACUAAAGAUGACACUCCUGAGGUGCUGGCCAGAGAAACAUGGAUGACAGAGCUCCCACCAGAACUGCAGCACAUUGGCUUGGGGGCACGAACUUUCAAGAAGAAGUCGGGCCCAGAGAAAGGAGACCGCUCUAUUUGGACUGAUACGCCUGCAGACACGGAGCGCAAGGCCAGGGAGCGCCUUGAGGGAAAGAAAAAGGUUGAGGUGGAGAAAUGCAGUAACCCUCAUGUCGCCAGGAAGGACAUGGAAAUGGCAGAGAAAGUGACUAAGUAUAAUGAGUCUAAACGUGCUGAGUCUCUGAUGAGUUUGCACACAAAGACCAUGAAGGAAAAGGCAAAGGAGUCGGCUGACAAGCCAGUGGAGAGGAGACCAUUCGAUCGGGAUGCAGACCUACAGGUCAACCGCUUUGAUGAUGCGCAGAAGCAGCGGCUGCUGAAGAAAUCUCAGGAACUGAACACACGCUUCUCCCACAGCAAGGAAAAAAUGUUUCUUUAAGAAGUUGUCAAAAUGUACACUUUUAAAGGUGCUGACCUCUAGUUACUAUAUGCCUUUCUGGUUACUAUCUGACAUUUUUACACAGGGUUUGUAAAAUAUGAACCACGUUUCUAUCAAUGCUUAUGUGUGUAACAAAAGGAGAAUUACAUUUUAUGUUGGUGUAUGAGGUAAACUGAA